Molecule: messenger RNA, 1974 nt
Organism: Mycena indigotica
Lineage: Eukaryota; Fungi; Basidiomycota; Agaricomycetes; Agaricales; Mycenaceae
Product: F-box domain-containing protein
Exons: 4
Coding region: 1-1974 (657 amino acids)
Molecular function (GO): protein binding
Source: RefSeq, a predicted model, not a curated record
AUGGCCCGCAUUGUGCGCAAAGAGGUAGAGGAGUCUAGCACCCCGCUGGCUAGAAACUUGGUCGACCUCAACGACGAUGUGCUUCUGAUCAUUUUCGAGUAUCUGAAUCAUGAGGAUAGACUGAAAGUCUCGACUCUGUGCCAGCGUCUCCGAGUAGCCCUUCUCCCCCGAAUAUUUCGCGCUGUGGGAUGGGCAUCUGUCGCUUCCGACUUCCCCCCGCGUGAACUUUGGUCAUUCGUACAAAUCUUCUCAGUUUCCGGCUACGAGAUUCCUGAAUUUACACCACCAAUUCGCCAAGAUAUUGUGGCUCAAAUUCGCGCAGCCUUUGCUGGAAUGAAACGUCUAACGACAGUAAUUAUCGACGACAUCAAAGGUGGUUUGUGGCCCGAGCUAUUGGACGCGUUUUCGAUGUUGCCCUCUGCAUGCUAUCUAGAACUGGGGUCUCACUGGGAGCCGAGGCAGGAAGACGAAGCAUAUACUGUGUUGAGACCAAGAAGAAGAUCCAUCCCUCUGGCCAGCUUCAGAUUUCCGUUCCCAUUUGUCUAUGCCACUGUGCAAGAUGCUGAACAGGCGGCUCGGCGACGACCUCCAGGUUUGGAUCAUGAAAUACACAACAUCCGUACCAUACUCGCCACAGCCGCCGAAACACUAUCUUUCGUCUACCUCCCAGGCGAAAUUUUUCCCGCCAUGCAUGGCUCGACCUGGAGCGCUCUUACCGAGCUAUUUCUCGAGGGCUUGUGGCCUGUUGAGAAGACAUCGGGUCCGAUAGUGAAAGCCCCAAGUAUUCCUCCUCGAGAACCAUUUUCUCAACCCAGGCCAAGGCAGCCAGCGGAGCCAGCUGAUGAACAUCCCUCCGUUCAUGAGGACGAGUCGGAAGCAGCUGCUCUGGCCGAAAUCACACUACCUGUGUCAACAUUGGUUUCUCCAACAACCGUCGACGAAAAUAUUCCGAAGGUUGAGGCGUUUAUUCUACCAUCAAAGGGCAGCAAGACCACAGAAGGGGAGGUGGUUUCUGAAUCAUCGACGGCGGCAUUACCAGACGAUCUGAUCCCCGUGUCUGGCGAAGGGAAUGGGCUUUCUGUUACAACCGCAUCUAAAACUACAAUCAAUGAAAGCCCUCCAAGUCCAUCCUCCUCAUCGCUUUCGACAACACCACGACCCGUGGAGUCACUCGGGGUCCACCCCGAUUCCUCCGCCACAUCGACUCUAUCUUCUUCUGAACACUCGCCACUCUUGUCAAUCUUUGAAGCGAUGCCGCAUCUCCGCAUUGUAAAAAUGCACCUGGUCCACCAAAUGGAGGACCCUAAACCUAUGGGCGGAGUAAUAUGUGCUUCAGAUGUCUUGCCGAAGUCCCCGACCACUUUCCUUCGCCAUCUCACGCAAUUCCAAGUCACCUCACUGUCUCCAAACGACCGCACACUGGAAUUUCUGCCAGCCUCAUUGGAUUUCCUCUCGUUUUCGCGCCAUCCAUACAUGUUGCCUUGGGGAACAUUCCGAGCCCAGACUCCUUCAAGUGUGUUGACGCUGCUCAAACGUGCAGCAUUUCCGUGUCUGACGACUCUCAAGAUAUGGUAUAUGAUCGACUCAUUGAGUGAUAUCGAGUUUGUCGCCAAUGGCAAAAGUCUGGCCACUGAACUCAAAGGACGGUGGGACCCAGCUCCUGUCGCGAAAAGACUGGUUUCGCGUCUCAAGGACCUUCGAGCAUUUUAUUUCGACUCUUCCCCUCCGGAACGUCAGGGGAAAAGGCCAUAUACGUUCAUCGACAAAGAAAUCGGCGAAUAUCUGAUCCGCCUGCAGGAUAUGGCAGAAGACAUCGUCAGCUCGGCACCGUGGCUCCAACAAAUUGCGAUGAACACUGAGCGGGGCAGCAACCCGGAGUACUACUGGAGAAUCUGGAAUGUCGUCCGUGAUGUUGACGGGAAAAUCACGCUAGAAGAUCCUCCCCCAGACAUACUCUACAACUACUUUGACUGA